AUGACUAGAGAAUCCAGGAGGCACCAGCAUCUUUCCCUCUCUGAUGCUGCUUUCAGCGAAUGGAUGUUUCAGAUUAUAAUUGGAAUCUUUGGGAAUGGCUUACUCCUUUACUUAUACAGCUCUAAUUUAAUCACUUGCCCAAGGAUAAGAACCAUUAGCCUGGUUUUAAUUAAUGUGGCCUUUUCCAACAUUAUGAUGAUUCUCUUCAGAGAAGUACCAUGGGCAAUUCAGAUCUGCAUCCAGGAAAUUUUCUUAGCUGAUGCUGAAUAUAAAAUCAUAAUUUAUUUGCAAAGAGUGUGCCGAGGUUUUUCCCUUUGUACUACCUGCUUCCUGAGUGUCUGCCAGGCCAAGAUCAUCUGCUCCAGCAGCCCCAAAUGGGUUGAGCUCAAAGUCAGAGCCCCAAAGUGCAUUGUUCUAUCCUGUGUCUUCAUGUUUGGACUCAUUCUGUUGAUAGAUAUGAUUGUGACUCUAUAUGUGACUGGAACCAGGAACAACACAAACAAUGAGUUGAACAGGAACCUACGGUAUUUUUCUACACAUAGGUAUGCCAUGACUACCUCAAAACUUAUAAUCUGGAUUUCAUUUUACAAUGCAGUGUUUGUGGACAUCAUGGCCAUUACCAGUGGCUACAUGGUGCUUGUUUUGUACACACACCACCGGCAAGUCCAACACACUCAUAAGACCAGCUAUAGCCCCAAUGCCUCCGCAGAGACCAGAGCCACCAAAAUCAUCCUGUUGCUCAUGAGCAUCUUUGUAUGUUUUUAUUCAGUCAGUUCCCUCUUUAUUAUUUUGUUAGAUAAUUCUAAAGACACAAACCAAUGGGUGAUAUAUGUCAAUGUGUUUUUUAACUUGUGUUAUCCAGUAGUCAGUCCCUUUGUUUUAAUCUGCAGUGACUCUCAGAUCCCCAGUCCUUGUAAUGUUUACAAAAGGAUGAAAAUGGCUUAUCUCCUUUCAUGA
This is a messenger RNA of Vombatus ursinus (common wombat), 957 nucleotides long. RefSeq names its product vomeronasal type-1 receptor 4-like. The transcript has 2 exons. Bases 1 to 957 code for a protein of 318 amino acids. Gene Ontology annotation, molecular function: pheromone receptor activity. Gene Ontology annotation, biological process: G protein-coupled receptor signaling pathway. The record is from RefSeq and is a predicted model, not a curated record. Lineage: Eukaryota; Metazoa; Chordata; Mammalia; Diprotodontia; Vombatidae. Gene Ontology annotation, cellular component: membrane.